Molecule: messenger RNA, 2625 nt
Organism: Salarias fasciatus (jewelled blenny)
Lineage: Eukaryota; Metazoa; Chordata; Actinopteri; Blenniiformes; Blenniidae
Gene: serbp1a
Product: SERPINE1 mRNA binding protein 1a
Exons: 9
Coding region: 109-1317 (402 amino acids)
Cellular component (GO): cytoplasm; nucleus
Molecular function (GO): mRNA 3'-UTR binding
Source: RefSeq, a predicted model, not a curated record
CCGGAAGAGAAGAAGGUUCUUUCCUAGCCAUCUUGUGGCUUCAUCUAGCGAAGUGCUCGCACCAAGCCUCGUAGAAUCGGAGGAAAAUCCUGCUGAAGGGGCGCCAUCAUGCCCGGACAAAUGCAAGAAGGUUUUGGCUGUGCCAUAACCAAUCGGUUCGACCAGUUAUUUGACGACGAGUCGGAUCCUUUUGAGCUGAUUAAGCAGGCAGAAGUGAAGAAGAAGGAGGCUCCAGCUCCUGGUGCCGCCAAGACUGCAGCUCAGGCUACCAAGCAGCCCAAAAAGGAGUCGCAGAAGGAAAGAAAGACCCCGUUGGCUGACAAGAAAGAGGAGGCCCAGGCACCCGUACCACUGAAGAAAGAUGGUCCCGGCAUGAGGAGAAUGGGCCGGAAGCCGGAGGGUGAUGGCCCCAGACCUCAGGGAGAUGGACGUCAACCCACAGACAGGCGGCCUGUGGACAGGCGGCCACCCCGCCGCUACGAGAGGCCUGCUGGCGAAGCUGGCGACAAGCCUGAGGGCAGCGAAUUCUCCGUGGAGAAGCCCAUUGGUGACAGGCCAAUGAGAGGCCGUGGCGGCGGCAGAGGAGGACGUGGAGGCAGAGGACGCGGCAUGGGUCGCAGCGAUGGCUUUGAUUCUCGAGGAAAACGUGAAUUUGACAGACACAGUGGCAGCGACCGAUCUAGUCUGAAAGGUGAGGAGAAGCGUGGAGGAAGUGGAUCUCACAACUGGGGAACCGUCAAGGAUGAACUGAAUGAGCUUGACCAGUCAAACGCCACUGAAGAGAACGCCGAAGGAGACGAGCACCCACCUGCUGACUCCGAGAACAAAAGGGAGAACGAGGUUGAGGAAGUGAAGGACGAAGGCCCCAAGGAGAUGACUCUGGACGAAUGGAAAGCCAUGCAGGAUAAGGAACGCGCCAAGGUGGAGUUCAACAUCCGUAAGGCCAACGAGGGAGCAGACUGGAACAGCGGAUUUGUGCUGCACAAGUCCAAGGCAGAUGACAAGAAAAGUGACCUGAUUGACCCCGAGGCCGAAGAGCACAAGGGAGAAGAUGAGCACCACUUCCGCAAGCCAGCCAACGACAUCACGUCCCAGCUGGAAAUCAACUUUGGAGAUCUUGGACGUCCGGGCCGCGGACGCGGCGGGCCUCGUGGUGGCCGGGGAGGCCGCGGCCGUGGCGGCGGCGGCGGCGCUGGCAGCGGCGCUGGCAGUGGCGGCGACGUCGCACCAAGGCCAACCCGCGGUGGAAGGACUGACAAGUCGUCUGCGUCUGUGCCAAACGUGGAUGACCCCGAGGCCUUCCCAGCCCUGGCUUGAGCCCCGGCUGUUGACCCUCAGGCCUACAGGAGCCUCCUGAGCACCUCCACUACGAGGCUUGCAUGUUCCUGGAUCCUUCAGCAAAGUGAAAUGGAGAAGACUGUCAUUAACUAUGACACUCAAUGUGAGGACUGAGUUUUGCCCAAUAAAAAGAAAACAAGGAUUUAAAAAAAACACAAAUUAACAAAAAAAAAAACAAAAAAAAGGACUUCUUGCUACUCUGAAGCAACUUAUUGGUAGAGGUUUUGUACUUGGAACAAAGUAGCAGGGAUGUUUUCAUACAGUAUUUUUUUCAGAGGUUAUGCAUUGUCCAUUGAUAAAUUUUUGUAAUUGCUGCUUGAGAAUAUGCAUUUUGAGUUGUAAGCAUAGGAGUUUUUGGCUUGGUGUGUGCCAUUGCUUACUUAUUUUUGAAUAGGCACUGUGGAAUUCCAGUCCAAGCUCACUAAUUCUGCCACUGCAGGUUUUUCUGAAAACGUUAGUUUCAUUCAAUGAGAUUAAAGGAAUGAUUUCCUUCAGCACUGGGGUAUUGUUUUAUAUUUUAUACAGGAGGUUUAUUCUUGUAUGAUUUUAAGUAAAUCUAUUUUCAUGAAUCCUUUCAGUGGCUGUAUUUCUCAUGGUGCAAAUUGGACAUCUCUUGAUCUCCGAUUGAGGAAUGGGGCUGACAUUUGAAAGCUUUGGUGAAAUUACACCUCAGUCUGGUUUUUUGCUUUUAAUAUGAUGAAUGAAUGGAUGGAUUAGAUUCUUUCUUUGGGGGAAGUCAUUGGUGAUUCUUCCCUUCAAUUUGUAAUGAUUCUCAAACAUUUACUGAAGCUGAAAGUUAUUUCCUGUGUUAUGAUUUACUUGUAUUUGGGGUGCUAUUUACCAGCUAACCUAUCUUCCUCCUCAAUACUCACCACUCAUUUCAUCCUCUUGAGCCAUCGUCAGUGUCAGCCACCGCCUCUCUUUCUACAUGCGAGUGAAAAUGAGGCAGGGAACUGUUCCUACACAGUUGUGAUGUGGCUGUAGUCCUCCGAACGCCCUCAGCCAGGCCCCCCACCAGCUCCCGGUCUUUGUUUACACACUCCACUCCAGCGCCCUUCCACAGAUGUAACUUGAGCUCAGCUUCAGUUUGCUUCUGCAGUCUGUCCUCUGCUGGCGUUUCCCUCCUCUGUUGACUUGGCCUGCAGCCUCCUCAGUGGCACCACUGCAUAAUUGCUCUGAAAGAAAUACAGUUGUCCAUUGUGUGGUACAACUGAAGUUAUUUACAAAUGUGUGAAUUCCAGCCCUGCUAUUAGAGACCUCUGUCGGUAAAUAAAGAUGGUCGGUAAA